UAUAUUAUGGAGGAAGUGAGGGUUGUAAUAGUAGGAGCUGGUCCGUCGGGGAUAGCAACUGCGGGAUGCCUCGCGGUUCACGAGAUUCCGUCGGUGAUAAUUGAGAGGGACGAUUGUAUUGCUUCUCUUUGGAGGAAACGGACCUACGAUCGACUUCACCUCCAUUUGGCUAAGGAGUUCUGCCAGUUACCUCACUUCCCUUAUGGCUCUGAAACUCCGAGUUACAUCUCUAAGGAUGGAUUUAUUAAGUAUCUUGAUGAUUACGUAGAGAAGUUUGAGUUAAGGCCAAAGUUUAAACAUGAGGUGGAAUCAGCCUCAUUUGAUGAAGAAGAAGGAAAAUGGCGCUUAAAAGUAAGAAAACUUGAUUCUGGAGAAGAAAUCAAUUAUGCAACCAAAUAUCUUGUUGUUGCGAGUGGAGAAAAUGAUGAAAUGUUCAUGCCAGAGAUCAAUGGACUAGAGAGCUUUGAAGGAGAAGUCCUGCACUCUAGUCAAUACCGUUCAGGUUUAAGGUUUAAGGAAAAUAAUGUUUUGGUUGUGGGCAGUGGAAACUCAGGAAUGGAGAUUGCUUUUGAUCUCUGUAACCAUGGAGCCAAUGCUUCUAUUGUUGUCCGUAGCCCGUUACAUUUGGUGAGCAGAGAAAUAUGGCACCUUGGAAUGCUUUUGAUGAGAUUUUUGCCCCUGAGAUUACUUGAUGCUUUGGUGCUUUUCCUCUGCAAUCUGAAGUUUGGGAAUACAUCAAAAUAUGGUAUUCACAGGCCAAAAGAGGGACCUUUCUAUUUGAAGACCUACACCCCCUUUUAUCCUGUUAUGGAUGUUGGCACUUUCAGCAAGAUCAAGUCAGGAGAAAUCCAGGUACUGCCAUCUUUGAAAAGCAUAAAAGGUAACAAUAAUGUGGUAUUUUCUGAUGGAAAGGUGCUUACCUUUGAUGCUAUAGUUUUUGCAACUGGUUAUAGGAGUACCAUAAAACGUUGGCUCAAGAGUGAUGAUUAUCUCCUUGGAGAUGAUGGGAUGUGCAAGCUAAAGUAUCCCAAGCAUUGGAAAGGAAGAAAUGGAUUAUAUUGUGCCGGAUUAAUUGGGAAAGGAAUUUAUGGAUCUGCUGAAGAUGCGAUUAACAUAGCCAAUGAUAUUAAUGUUGCUUUAAAAUGUUAG
This is a messenger RNA of Asparagus officinalis (garden asparagus), 1149 nucleotides long. Its product is annotated as probable indole-3-pyruvate monooxygenase YUCCA10. Bases 7 to 1149 code for a protein of 380 amino acids. The record is from RefSeq and is a predicted model, not a curated record. Gene Ontology annotation, molecular function: ATP binding; N,N-dimethylaniline monooxygenase activity; flavin adenine dinucleotide binding. Lineage: Eukaryota; Viridiplantae; Streptophyta; Magnoliopsida; Asparagales; Asparagaceae. The transcript is spliced from 5 exons.